AUGAUUUGCAUCCGUAAACACGCUAUAAUAGAUUAACAUUAUCUCCUAUUUAUCCAAGAUGGCAAUAUCUGCAUCGGAAAGGUACUUUGAAGUGUUAUUCUAGAAUUAUGUAAAUCCGAAAUAUGUAUUGCCCAUAAAUUUACAGUCAAAACUUGAAUGGAGUUUUGACAGAGAACAAUGUCGAUUUGAUGGGUUCACAAUUGAGUGGAAACAUUAGAAAAAACUAUUUAACAUGUCAGAUGAAGAUUGCAAGAGGUUAAAAUCUCUUAUUGAUGGAAAAAUACUAUACAAAGAAAUAAAUUCAUAAUAUUUUCCUAUUUAAAUUGUGGGGGAAGGGACUUUUGGCAAAGUAAACCUAAAAUGUUAUUGUUUCUAGGUUAUCAAAGUGGUUAGUCUAAUAGACAGAAAGGAGUAUGCAUGCAAAGUUAUGAAACUAAAUCAAAAGUUUUCAAAAAACGUAAUUAUGAAAUAUAUAUAAAUAGGAUAUAAUCUAUGAGUUGAUGACGAUGUAAUCAUUGAACCACGAGAAUAUCGUCAAGAUUAAGGAAGUUUACAGUUCAAAAUCUCACUUCUUCAUUAUUAUGGAUUAUUGUAGAGGAGGAACUCUUAGAGAAUAUAUGGCUCGCAGAACCUUGAAUCAGGAUCAAAUAGUUAUCAUAAUGAAGGUAAAAUGAAUUUUAAUUGUCUCUAGUAAAUUUUGAAUGCUCUCAUUUAUAUGAAUUCAAAAGGAUACAUCCAUAGAGAUAUUAAACCUGACAAUAUCCUAUUGAGAGAAGAGAAUAAUGUCUCCAGCAUACAAGUGUGUGAUUUCGGCUUUGCUGCAAGGGUUGAAGACAUCUUUAUUAAACAUCCAAAUUGUGGAACUCCUGGAUUUAUGGCCCCAGAAGUUAUCAAAUAUGACCAGACCAAAACAUACAAUGAAUAAUGUGAUGUUUUCAGUUGUGGAUCUUUGCUAUAUUCAAUGUAAAUUUAUUUUUAAAUUUAUAGAUUGACAGGAUAUAACCUUGAAGUCUAGAGUGAAGAAAGCGAAAUUUAUAAUAUAGAGGCUUAAGUUUAUGAAGAGAGACAAUUCACUUCAUGCAACAACUAAUUCAAGAAUAUUUUGCUUAAGAUGUUAGAAACUUGUCCUAAUCAAAGGAUAACUGCAAAGGACGCUCACAUAUACUUUGAAAAUUUUGAUUUAUACCUUCUAGAAGAAUAGAAUUCGCUUGAUGUAAUUCAACAAGUAAAGCAUAUUCCCAUCAAAAAGAAUGGCUUUAACUAGUUAUGA
This is a messenger RNA of Paramecium octaurelia, 1270 nucleotides long. Lineage: Eukaryota; Ciliophora; Oligohymenophorea; Peniculida; Parameciidae. The record is from the annotation of a GenBank genome assembly.